This is a messenger RNA of Pyrus x bretschneideri (Chinese white pear), 941 nucleotides long. Its product is annotated as probable RNA-binding protein 18. NCBI's taxonomy places the organism in Eukaryota, Viridiplantae, Streptophyta, Magnoliopsida, Rosales, Rosaceae. The coding region runs from base 251 to 757 and encodes 168 amino acids. The transcript has 5 exons. The record is from RefSeq and is a predicted model, not a curated record. Gene Ontology annotation, molecular function: RNA binding.
CAAUAUCUUAUUCUGCCAUUAUUCUGUUCUACUUCCAUUCGUAGCCGGAGCAUCAACCCAGCUACCCUGCUCCGCAUCCUAUAUCGCCAUACGCUAAUCUUCGACUCUCCCUCUCUGCGACGGCCGGCCGGAUUGCUUUUGAUAAUUCCCGCAGGUGCAAGUGUGACUGGUAAAUUCCAGAAGAUUUUUAUCUGCUUCUUGUGUGCUGGGACUUGAAAUUGAACUGUCAUCAUAUUCCCCUUUCACUGUAAUGGAUCCUAAUGGUUCUUCUGAUGAAAAGAGUGAAAGUAGAAUCUACAUUGCUAACCUUGAUCUGAGAAUAACGGAGGCUGCUCUAAUUAAGAUGUUUUCUCCGUUUGGGAAGAUUAUAACCGAAGACUUUAUGUGGCACACCCGUGGCCGAAAGCGCGGAGAGCCACGGGGAUUUGCUUUCAUCCAGUAUAGCAGCAGAGAUGAAGCAAGAUUGGCCAAGGAGAAGAUGCAUGGGAGACUAGCAUGUGGACGCCCGCUGGUUGUCCGCGUUUCCAGUGACAAGUACUUGGUAGAACCAGCAGAGAAUUCUUCCAAAGGAGUGGGCGAGGCCACCAAAACAAGCGCUUCUGGUACUAGUUCAGGAAAAAUGAGCCGGAGCUCCAAAAUAACAGCAAUCAAGAACAAAUUGAAGGCUCUGGAGGAGGAGGGCUACAGCGCCAAGAAGCAGAAGCAAGAAGCCGACCGUCUUUGCAAUAAGAAUGUUGCUUCCAUCGACAAAAGAUAACAAACUAGGACGCUAAAAUCUGCUCAAUUCCAAGUUGUAAACUUCCUAAACGUGGCCCAGUUGAACAUAAUAGUGACAGUACAGUUGAUUCUGUUUGGGAUUUACAAAACUAUCGCAGCUUUUGGAGUUAUUUUUCUGAUUCAGCAGGGUAUAUUUCAAUCAAACUACCUAUCUGAAUCAUUUC